GCCGCCGGCCGUCGACGGGCUCGCGUCGGAGGAAACGCCGUCGGCUCGUGGAUUAGCGGCAACGCCGCACGGUCUGCGUCGCCGUCGCCGGAAUGAGGCUGUACUACUGCGAGUCAGGGGUCGUCCAGUUCGCAGAUUCAAAACACAUAGGAAAGAAAACACCAUGUAGCUCCCCCAUGGCACAGAAAUCUCCAAAACAAGACAUGUACUGGUUUGCGUACGCUGCGGAUCCUCCGGCGGAACGGCAGAGGCGAGGCCUCUGGGCCCAGCAGGUAGACGAACUAGCAAGUCCAGAGCAGGAGCUCGACAGUGCAAGGGGCUCGCAGAAAGAGUCUCCAUGCUCCCCUCUAGACACUUACUGGUUUGCUCACGCUGGCGGAGAUGCACCAAAUGAGGAUGGCACUGAGCGUAGGCUAUCUCCAGAUCGGACUCUGGGCAACCACGACUGCGAAGCUGGGGAUGCCGCCUGUCAGCAACAGCAGCAGGUGUCGCGGGAGGAGCGGCUGCGUCUAGUGAAGGAGCGGCAAGAGGAGGAGAGGGCGAGGAGGCUGCAGGAGCUGGAGCAGCACUCGCAGGCCUCCCAGCACUACCGGGAGCAGCAGGAGGUGGAGCGACGCCGGCGCAUUGAGGAGCUGCGCGUGCGGGACCACGAGCGGCGGCAACAGGUGGAAGAGCGCAAGCGCCUCAUCUGGGAGGCCGAGCAUGAACGCAAGGAGGCCCUGCUGAAGCGUAACAUGGAGCGGGAGUGCAAGCUGGAGGCCCGGCGGAAUGCCAACCGCAUGAGCAUGAGCUUUGCCUUCGGGAGCUCCACCCCGAGAACUUUCGACCUGGACCUAGCCACCAUGGGGUCGGCGGGGGCGCCCGUACUCAUGUCGGCCCCUUCCCCGCGCAAGGCGGACGAGACUGACUUUGAGAGCAGCCGCAAGCGGGCCGCCUCGGCUUACAACCUCUGCCAGGCUGCAGACGCGGCUCAAACCGACCCCCCGUGUCUGGGGGUGGCGCACUCGCCCGAGGUGGCGUUCAUUUCCCCAAACGUGGGGGGAUGGCUUGUGGGGUCGGGGGUCACAGUCGGAGACGACCCGAUGACGCGCAGCAUGACGGCGCUGCCGAGUCAGCACGGCCGGGGCCGGCGCAAGACGGACCUGAUGCCGGUCAUUCCGUGGAACCGGGGGACGUCGGCCACCUCGCGCUCCCGCUCCCCGACGGCGGGCGGCCCGGCGCCCCCCCCGGCAGGUGUGGCCCAGCGCGCCGUGAGCAUGUCGCGCCUGGACCUCCUCGCGCAGCCCCGGAGGAGGCUGCUUCCGCCGGCACCCCACGCUUCGCCAAGUAUGAACAAGAGCAUGCUGGAGCUCGCAGGCCCUCCUUCCAGGCGGGUGCACGGCGGCGGGGUGGACAUGUCGAAAAGCAUGGUGCUGCUCGGCAGCGGGGCCAGGGCGGCGGCGGCGUCUUCCGCGGGGGCGGGGCAGGGGCGACUGAGGCAGGCGCGCAGCAUGAGCCAGUUGGCCGUGCUGCCACGCCCCACCCGGGCCUCGCUGCUCAGGGUCACCCGGACGGGAGCGCCAGCCGGCGGCAAGGAGCAGCAGCAGCAGCAGCAGUCCCCCUCGCGGCCCAGGUCGUCCCUGUCAGUGGCCUCCGAGCACUCGAUGGCCUCGAGCCAGAUGUCGGCGUCCGUGGUGCUGCGCCCCAGGGCACCCCCCCGCAAGCCCCGACCCCUCAGCAUUGCGGGCACCAUUCCAGACAAGGCCCUGCAGUCACGCCAGAGCCGCCCGCCGGACAGGCCAGCUCCCACGUUGUCCGAGAAGAAUGUGCGUGCCAGGGCGUCCGGUGCGGAGCAGAUGCUUCCCCCCGAGGUUCCCCCCAAGCCCGCCCACCUUCGCAAGCCCCACAAGCCCCAGCCCCCGGCUUCGUCGCCUUUGCGGAGGGAACAGAGGGCCCCCGUCCCGCCAGCCAGAGCACCCAAGGACACCAAGGAGGCCAGCCCCUCCCCGGCCCCCACCGCCCCUCCCAUUCCCGUCGCUCUGGUUGCACCCACCGUGCCAACAGCUGUCGUCGAGCCAAGCGCUCCCGUGAAGAAGGAUGCUGCAGUCCCUGCGACUGCUUCAGCCAUCCAAUCCGACGCACCCGUCCCGACUGCCACAGUCGCUCCAACUGUUGCUCCGACUGCUCCGGCCGUUGCUCCAGUCGCCCCGGCUGCCCCAGUCUUCCCGGCGGUUCCAACUGCUGCGGCUGCUGUUCCCACUCCGGAAGCUCCAGUUGGUCCGGUGGCUGAACCCGCGCGACCGGCCCAGGUGGCUGUUGAGAGCGUUGUUUUCAAGGAGGUGACCACCAAGCCAGAGCGGGAACCGUCGGCGGAGCCCUGCCCCAAGCAGCCGAGCCAGGUCAAAGAAGGGGAGCCAUCCUCGGAGGCCAGGGCAGAGGAAGGGCCGGCCAAGGCGCCCUCACGGGUCAUCUCGGAGGAGGAGGCUCGGGCCCUGCUGGCCGAGAAGCGGCGCCUGGCCAGGGAGCAGGCCGAGAGGGAGGCGGAACUGGAGCGCCAGAGGCAGGAGGAGCUCAGACGGCAGGAGGAGGAACGCCUGCGCCUGGAAGAGGAAGAGCAGCGUCGGUUUGAAGAGGAGCAGAUCCGUCUGGCAGCAGAGUUCCGCCGCCAGGAGGAGGAGAAGCUGCGCAGGGCCAUCGAAGAGCAGGAGAAGAGGGAGGCUGAGGAGAGGCAGCGCAGGGAGCUCGAAGCCCAGCAAAAAGCGGAACGAGAAGAGCAGGAGCGCAAGGCACGCGAGGAGGCCGAGAAGCAACGAAAAGAACUCGAAGAACGACUAAAACGAGAGGAAGCGGAACGGGCCGAGAGGAAGAAGAGGGUGGAGGAGAUCAUGAGCAGGACGCGGAGGAGGGGCGGCAAGGAGCCCGGAUCCCCGGCGUCCCCGGCGAGCAGAGCGGGCGACUCGCAGGGUCCCGACUCGUCGGAAGAGAACAACGGCUUGUCUGCCCGACCCCAGGCGUCCCCCGAGCGGGACCGCUCUCCCUCGCUCUCCGGCAGGUCCUCGCCUCAAGCGUCCGGAAAGCAAGUGGACGGAGCGCCGGAAGGCUCGCAGCCUCUGCCUGCCGCAUGCUCCGAGCCUGCGGGGCUUGAGGCGCCGGCCGAGAAGCCCGCCGCUGCUCCGAGCACGGAACAGCAGCAGCAGCGUCAAGUGUCAGGGGAGGAGGGAGUGUUAGGGAGGUCGGCGGCGGGUCCGCCAGAGACUGCUGUGAAUGGUAGGGAACAAAUUGGGGAGGUUGCGGACAGUCUACGAGGGGGGAGUCAGGACGGGAGCGGCGGGGCAGUGCCCAUGGACCAGUCUCCGCAGGAGAGGGUAGCGGCGUCGCAGGAGGUGGGCCGCACCACCAACGGCUACGGCUCCCACCACGACGACAGCCACGACAUGGUCAACGGAGUGGCGCCCGGGAAAGUAGCUGACCUGCUCGGCCUGGACUCGCUGACGUCGCUGGUGCCACUGAAACCCGAGGGGGCCAACCACUCGGUCGAGAACCUCCGGAACGCCGGCGACAUCAACUCCAACCGCAUCGUACCGGCGAACCAGCUGAUUGAGUUUGAGGAGGACAACAAGAACAACAAGACCCAAGAGAUGCAGUUUACCGAUUUGCUCUCCUAACUGGACCAGUGCUGCACCCCACGGUGCCCUGUAGUCUUCUCCUCAAGCAUGAAGUUUCUGUGCUUCGCAAUCUCUUCAGGAGCCUGGUUACGGAUCUUUUUUUUUUUCUCGGAUCUAAGAACCUUGACCGAUGAUUACCGUGAAAUACGGAGCAUGGCUCAACUCUCAGCGGGAAGGUUUGAUACCGUACAUGCGCUUAUUCCUCCAGCCACAGCAUGCUGUCCGACCAAUUGCGGCGGACCCUACCGCUGUUGCCAGAGGGCUGACUCAGUUCACCCGUCGCGUCGGGGGUUGGCAAAAACGAUCCGGUUUUAUUUAAAAUAAGAAGUUUGAUGUAAUUGAGCAAAUGGACUAUAUAAGUUAACUUCCCCUGCACAGCAAUCGACAUGUGAAAUUGGUAUUUCAAUUGGCAGGUUAUUAUUGUUACUACGGUGAUAUUUUGGCAUCGGCCUAAUGGAAUGCCCAGUUGAGGUGCUAUGUUGUUCUCACUCCGCUGAUUCAAAGAUGAGGGCGAUUUCUUAGUACUGUACUAUUGGCCAAUUAUAUUUCGCAUUGAAUAAUUUUGUACUCCGGCAGGUUACCUGCGCUUUCAAAUGCAGCUCCACAAAAGUGGGACUUUAUAUAUCUAAAGUUUUCAAGAUCUAGGAAGCUGGAGGAGUCUGCAUUUGCUCUGCAUUUUACGGUAGUUGAGGAAGUCUCCUAGCUCCUGGCAUUCUAACGAGGGGACACUUUUAGCUCUGCUGUCGUCGUGCUUGCAAAGAAUGGCUUUGUGGUCAAGCAUGCCUGUAAAUAUGAGCAGCAAGUCUGUACUUCUCUGUUGUUUUUUUCUUCUUUUGUUACUUACAAGGAAUCCCAGUCGACCGUAUUUCUCCACCUUUGCAAUUGGGAUAGUCUAUUGGUUGUUUCACGCAUUCUGUAUAAAUGUAGGUAGUUCUAAACUUUUCCUUCCCAUUCUCUGUUUCUUUUUUCCCACAAUGUCUAACUUCUGUAAGCUGUAUAGUUAAAAUAAAGUUAUUAACUAACAUAAA
Messenger RNA from Ixodes scapularis (black-legged tick), 4672 nucleotides. RefSeq names its product ensconsin. The coding region runs from base 93 to 3644 and encodes 1183 amino acids. NCBI's taxonomy places the organism in Eukaryota, Metazoa, Arthropoda, Arachnida, Ixodida, Ixodidae. Gene Ontology annotation, biological process: microtubule cytoskeleton organization. The record is from RefSeq and is a predicted model, not a curated record. Gene Ontology annotation, cellular component: microtubule cytoskeleton. The transcript has 16 exons.